AUGGAGACAACUACAACCAUAGAACCUGUACAAAACGACUGUGAGACAUCAGAAUCCAAUUUUGUCUGGAACUGGUGGCCAUCUUGGCGUCCAACCUCAAUGUCUUUAUUGAAAACCACAGAGUCAAAAAUCCUUGCUUGCAUACAGAAUGAUUUAUGGGCCAGGUUUGUAACCCUACCCUACCAAGACAGAAUAUGGACUCUGACGGUGUCAAACAAGAUGGCUCGCAAACCCCCUGAACAAGUGGCCAAAACGCCUCUUGUUAUGGUGCAUGGUUUUGGAGGAGGAGUCGGGCUCUGGAUCAGGAACUUGGAUGCACUCAGCCGAUCACGGCCUGUGUACGCCUUUGACCUCUUGGGUUUUGGCAGAAGUUCCAGGCCUCACUUCUCUUCAGACUCCACUGAGGCUGAAGAGCAAUUUGUCAACUCGAUUGAACAAUGGCGAGAGGCUGUGGGCCUUGAACACAUGAUUUUGUUGGGUCAUAGUCUUGGAGGCUAUUUGGCCACUUCAUAUGCAAUCCAGUACCCUUCAAGAGUAUCACACCUCAUCCUUGUCGACCCCUGGGGCUUUCCAGAGCAACCUCAGCCACAGACGGACCAGUCCUUGGGUAAAGAGGUGAUAAAGCGGCCCGGUCCUCCGCGUUGGGUCAAGGCUGUUGCAUCAGUACUUUCUCACUUCAACCCUCUGGCUGUCAUCAGAGCAGCGGGGCCCUGGGGUCCAGGUCUUGUAAACAGAUUUCGACUAGAUUUUAAAAGGCGGUAUGAGGAUCUGUUUGAUGAUGACACUGUCACACAGUACAUCUACCACUGUAACGCACAAAGCCCAAGUGGUGAAGUGGGUUUUCGAGCGAUGUCUGAGGGCCUGGGCUGGUCGAAGAGACCCAUGCUGCACCGUGUUCACUUAUUGCCUCCUCAAAUGCCCCUCACUAUUCUCUAUGGGGCUCAGUCAUGGGUCAGCAGCUCAUCGGGAGAAGACGUGGCCCAGAUCAGAAAUCAGAGUCACACCAAAGUAGAGCUGAUAAACGAUGCCGCCCAUCACGUCUAUGCUGAUCAGCCACAUUUAUUCAACGAGGCUGUGGAAAAUAUAUGCAACACAGUGGACUGA
This is a messenger RNA of Knipowitschia caucasica, 1104 nucleotides long. The record is from the annotation of a GenBank genome assembly. NCBI's taxonomy places the organism in Eukaryota, Metazoa, Chordata, Actinopteri, Gobiiformes, Gobiidae.